UGCGCAGACAACACCGCGGCAAAGCUCUCAUCGGCGUGCUUGGCAGAUGAAUCGCUUUCAUGCAAUACCUACCUGCCCCUGAAUCGUGAAUACGCAGAGCAAGUCUUCGUCUUCUCGCCUCCGUGUACCCUUCACUGCAACAACAUCUUGCUCUCGUCGCAUCAGGCUACGCUCACUCGAAGCGCGCACCUUUUCUUCGCAAGUACUGGCGCAACGCAUACGAACGCAUCACUCCAAUUACGCCAGCAUACACCCUCACCAUGGCCAGCGCCGAAAUCCCAUCCGAGCUCAAGCAGCGCUUCGACGCUGCGGGACAAGAUCACGUCUUUGCCUUUUGGUCCAAGCUUGAUGCAGAAGAGCGAAGCAAGUUUCAAGCGCAGCUCGAAGCUUUGGAUGUCAAACGCGUGAAUGCAGUCUACAAGAAGGCUUUGGAGGGGGAAGCGGAAGCUGCGGCGCUGGCUCAACAGCGCACUUCACUCGCUGCUCCGCCCGCCAGCAGCACUUUCUCAUCUGCAGGAUCUGGUUCGGGUGCUUCAGAGGCGAGCAAGUACCGCAGACGUGGACUCGAGGCUAUCGCGGCGGGUCAAGUUGGCGUCCUUCUGCUGGCUGGCGGUCAAGGUACGAGACUUGGAAGCUCGGCACCGAAGGGAUGCUACAACAUCGGCUUGCCAUCACGCAAAAGCCUCUUUCAGCUUCAAGCAGAGAGGAUCCGAAAGCUGGAAGAGCUCGCUGGGAAGGAGGCGAGGAUUCCGUGGUUCAUCAUGACCAGCGGUCCGACGCGCCAGCCUACUAUCGAGUUUUUCCAGCAGAAUGAGUACUUUGGUUUAAAGGCAGAAGACGUCAUCUUCUUCGAACAGGGUACACUGCCAUGCCUGACGAUGGAAGGAAAGGUCAUGCUGGCUAGUCCUUCAGAGAUUGCAACAGCACCCGACGGUAAUGGUGGCAUAUACACUGCACUUCGAGCGCCACUGAAAGGCGCUGGUGGGGCUGCGGAUGGAGAAACAGUGAUUAGCACGCUUCAAUCGCGGGGCGUGAAGUACCUGCACGCAUUCGGUGUGGAUAAUUGCCUCGUCAAGGUGGGCGACCCUACCUUUGUGGGUCUGUGCAUCGAGCGCGGCGUCUGUGCGGGCGUUAAGACAGUGGUCAAGACGGAUCCAGCAGAGAGCGUCGGUGUUGUAGCCCAGCGCAACGGCAAGUGGGGCGUCAUCGAGUACAGCGAAAUCCCAAAGGAGCUGUCAGAAGCGCGCGAUGAGGAUGGUCAGUUGAGUUUCAGAGCUGCAAACAUUGUCAAUCACUUUUACACCACCGACUUCUUGGCCAAAGAGGUUCCAGCCUUCGAGUCGGAGAUGGCUUUCCACAUUGCGCGCAAGAAAAUCCCGACCAUCGAUCUUGCGAGCGGAGAAGCUGUCAAGCCGAGCAAGCCAAACGGGAUGAAGUUGGAAUUGUUCAUCUUUGACGUCUUUCCCUUCAUCAAGGACCUCGCCGUCCACGAAGUCGCCAGAAGGUCCGAAUUUUCGCCGCUGAAGAACGCGCCCAAUACUGGCGUGGACGACCCGCAGACAAGUCGAAGAGAUUUGCUGGCGGAACAGAGGCGAUGGUUGGAAAGCGCUGGGGCAAAGAUCAACGACGCAGCUGAUAUCGAGAUUAGCCCUCUGGUCAGCUACGAAGGGGAAGGUUUGGAGAGCGUCAAUGGCAAAAUUUUGGACAAGAGCGCCAUCAUCGACCACAUUUGAGCGCUUGCACAUGGGCAGGGCACUAGGCAACACUAGACAUGCACCUCGCAUUACCAUUCACCUUUACAAUCACGAAUCGUAUCUUCAACCUUCUCCACUUCGCGAUCGAAAGUGCCACGAAUCGAACCUGCGUCUUGGUUCUCUCGCGCGCUCUCGCUCUCUGAAUCAUGUUGUGAUGGCACCCGGGAGAUCAUUCAAGAUUCCAGACAUAUGAUUGAGCAUUGCGUCGUACUAGCAGGGUGCGCUUCUGAAUCAAGAAUGGGCUGUCUGCUAGCCUCAGGAUUUCACCCUCAAAUGCCGGCGGUACGGGGAAAGAG
Ceraceosorus guamensis is the source of this 2050-nucleotide messenger RNA. RefSeq names its product putative UDP-N-acetylglucosamine pyrophosphorylase. Lineage: Eukaryota; Fungi; Basidiomycota; Exobasidiomycetes; Ceraceosorales; Ceraceosoraceae. Bases 261 to 1733 code for a protein of 490 amino acids. Gene Ontology annotation, molecular function: UDP-N-acetylglucosamine diphosphorylase activity. Gene Ontology annotation, biological process: UDP-N-acetylglucosamine biosynthetic process. The transcript is spliced from 2 exons. The record is from RefSeq and is a predicted model, not a curated record.